Anopheles bellator is the source of this 1159-nucleotide messenger RNA. It is a transcript of the gene Vta1, whose product is annotated as vacuolar protein sorting-associated protein VTA1 homolog. Gene Ontology annotation, cellular component: multivesicular body. The record is from RefSeq and is a predicted model, not a curated record. The coding region runs from base 87 to 1019 and encodes 310 amino acids. NCBI's taxonomy places the organism in Eukaryota, Metazoa, Arthropoda, Insecta, Diptera, Culicidae. Gene Ontology annotation, biological process: late endosome to vacuole transport via multivesicular body sorting pathway. The transcript has a single exon.
GAUUACUCAUCGUCGCACGAACAGGGAAGCCAACAGUCGGAAGAUAUUCUCCGCUUUCGGGUGUUUCCGGAGAGCGCAUCACGGCCAUGGCGACCAACUUUCCGCCCGUUUCGGCGCUGAUGAAACCGAUUCAGCACUAUCUCAAGACGGCCCAGGAGCACGAUGGUCGCGACCCGAUCGUGGCCUACUGGUGUCGUCUGUACGCCCUGCAGAUGGGGCUGAAAAUUGCGAACCAGGGAGUGAACGAGCGGAAGCUGCUGCUGGCGAUUAUGGACUGGCUGGAGACUACCAAAACACAAAUGUCGGACAACGAAUCGGUUACGAACGAGGUGGCUGCCCAGGCGUAUCUGGAGAACUACGCCCUCAAGCUGUUUCUGUACGCCGACAAGCAGGACCGGGCCAGCAAUUUCGGCAAGAACGUGGUCAAAGCGUUUUACACCGCGGGCAUGAUUUACGACGUGUGUCAGAUAUUCGGCGAACUGACGGAGGAGGUCACACAGAAUCGCAAGUACGCCAAGUGGAAAGCAUCGUACAUUCACAACUGUCUCAAGAACGGGGAAACUCCCGUUCCGGGUCCGAUGCCCGCGGAAGAGGAUAAGGAGCUGGACAACGAACUGGAGGCCCUCGGUGGUGGUGACCCAGAGGCACCGAAUGCAGAUAAUCAACCCGGACCCAGCCAUGCUCCACCGCAAGCCCCGCCGAACGUACCAUCGCAACCCACACCACCGACUAUCCCAUCAUCCUACGCCACCACCGAUCCAUUCAGCAAUGUCAAAGCUCCGACACCUCCGAGCGAACCGGAAAAGUCACCCGGAGGCUUUCAAGCGUACACCGGACCGGGUCCCGCUACCGGUGGCCCGGUAAACCCGGCCGGUGUUCAGCUCCGACCGGAGCAGCUCGCCAAGGCGCAAAAAUACUGUCGCUGGGCCGAAAGUGCCCUAAACUACGAGGAUUUGAAAACGUCGAUCGAUAAUCUCCAGAAAGCGCUCCGUUUGCUGCAAACCGGCCAGGAUGGUUAGCCUCGAAAUGAAUGAUUUUUGGUUACAUCUUAGUCCCUUAUAAUCCCGCUUGCGUGGACACAACCGCGCGACGCUUUGGCUGCACCCAUCUUUGUGUUUAACCUGUCUAGAACUGUACAAUAAACGUACCUGCUUCGAGA